This is a messenger RNA of Cladophialophora immunda, 1830 nucleotides long. RefSeq lists its product as uncharacterized. The record is from RefSeq and is a predicted model, not a curated record. Gene Ontology annotation, biological process: endoplasmic reticulum calcium ion homeostasis. NCBI's taxonomy places the organism in Eukaryota, Fungi, Ascomycota, Eurotiomycetes, Chaetothyriales, Herpotrichiellaceae. The coding region runs from base 126 to 1511 and encodes 461 amino acids. Gene Ontology annotation, molecular function: calcium ion binding. The transcript is spliced from 2 exons. Gene Ontology annotation, cellular component: endoplasmic reticulum.
GUCCUCGGCCUUCUGCACUUUUCCCUUCCCUCCUGUGUCAAAACAACGCAGCGCAGCCCUUAUCUGCGCAUAGAGAACUGUCGGGGUCAUUUGUUUGAUCCAGACCAUUACUUUAUUUGUCCAUCAUGGACUACUUUAAGUCUCUUCUCGGCCCAAAGCCUUCCCAGGCGCCCGUCGUCGCCGAUGAUGCAGAUUUUGCAGAUUUCGCAGCUGCUCCUGCGCCUUCGCCGGCCUCGAUCCCUGUCUCUCCCGCCGAUGCGCAAGCUGCUACUGCAACAGGAGCUGCCGUUGAAGGCCGUCCAGUGGUUUACACGAAAUGGUAUCGCGUGUGGGAACGGACCCAGCUGUCCGACUUCAUGAUGGAGGGUGUUCUUAUACCUUUUAUUCUUCUGGCCCUUCUGGUGCAUUUCUGGGGAACGAGGACGAACCGGCGCAAAGCAAAAAAAUGGAUGGCCGUCCAUGCCCCUCUUUUGGAGCGAGAGUUUGCGGUCGUUGGAUACAGUGCGAUCCCGAAUGCUGAACCCAGUGCAGAAGGCGGAGUGUCUCCUGGGGAUGUGAGCUUGUUCAAGGACAUUGUGAAGAACAAGGGAGAUAACAUCUCGGACGAGCUGCUGAAGGAGAAGGCCGCAUGGGAGUACGAGUCGUAUGCGACCGGACGACAAAAUGUGGCAUUUAUGGAUGUCAAGAUCUACUUGAAGAGGCGCAUGAAUCCCAUGAUGAUGCUGGCGGAGGAACUCACGGGAAUGUUUAUUGAGUCGAUCAAACCCAAACCCGAGAGGAUGGAAGCCGUCAUCUACACCUUUGACGGCAAAGAGAAGGAAUUCGUCCCACCGUCCGUUCCGGGCUCUGAGGAAGCAGGCAAGACAAAAUCCGUGGGGAACUCAGCCUACGACCCGUUCGUCUUCGCCGUGGUCAACAAGUUGGCGAUGCGCAAACUCCGCGAGGAACGGUACGACCUGUCUCUCACGUUCACCAAAGACCACGCCAAACUCCCCGACUGGGCUACAUGCAUGAGCGAGUCGGCCGAAAUCAGUGACUGGAUGCUCACCAAAGAACUGGUCGAUGCACUUCAUGAAGCUGGCCCAGACUAUUUCCAGUACCUCAUCAUCACGGACCAACCUCAUGACAAACCCACCAACUUGAACGAAACGGCGCCGAAAAAACGUCUCCACAUCUCGCUUCGUCUCCCUUCGGAUGGCAACUACCUCCCUACCCUGCCUCUGUUCGCGGCUUUCCUCCGCUUACCCGACGUCCUCGUCUCGCAGUCGCACCUCCGACCUGAGGUGCUCAGAAAGAUCAACACGAUCCGCGAGCAGGAAAAGAGCAAGCUCAAGAAGAUUUCGGACAAGGAGGCGGAAGAGGAGAGGCUGAAACAGCUGGAUAAGAUGAAGAAGGAAGAAAGAGAACGGAAGAUGAAGGGCAUGAGCGCGGAGGAGCAGAGGAAGUUUCUGGAAAGGGAGAAUGAGAAGAUGCGGAAGAAGCAGGAGAAGAAGAUGACGAGGAGAGGCUGAUGCGCAGUCUGCAGAGAGAAAGGAAGGACAAAGGAUCCAUGACGGAUGUGACAGUGAUGAGUGGCCGAUUCUUCUCUCGCCCUUGGUCUUGUCACAUUUCUCACUAUAUUCUUGAGCACAUAAUUGCCCCCGAAGAUACUCUUUCUUCGAUAUAGAGGUGCACAUACCCUUCGACUGAAUGUGUACCUGAUGAGGCCCAGUUCCCAAGCGGAUCUCUUCCCAACCUCCUCCACGUCAAUGGCUGCGUGCUGUCAGAAUCUUAUCGACGGAAGUGUACGGAGUACGAGUCCUCCGUAGUAUCGCCGUAGCAGGUGCCUUG